UGCGCAAGGACAUCCAGCGUCAAGCAACCAAAAGUUGCCUAGUCCUGCAAGGUAAUCAUUGCAGUUUUUCAAAAACACAACUAAGAGGGACAGGGACACUGCACCCAGAACACUUCAAUGAGCUGAAGUGGUCUGAUGCCUAUCGUGUUCCUUUAAUGAAGUGGUUUUGUGUAUAAGCCAUGCCGCUGCAGAUUUAUUGCUAAAUUCUCUGCCAUUUUGGAAUUCAGUUCCUGUGUUUAUGAAGCCCUAGCAAAUUCUUCCCUGACUGAGACCCACACUGCCUCCAUACACACUUCUUAAAAAAACAAACUUUAGUGUGAAGGUAGUACUCCCUGCAGAAGUGUUGAUGAUUUUGACAUUGGGGAGCUGUUGUUGAUGGUUCAGUACCUGGUCACACCACAUUAAGGUGAUAGGCAAUGUGUUGUUUUCCCAAAUCGUUGCACACACUGCGAGUAGGUGGAUGUCUUGCACAGCUGCCUGUGGGGUCCAUGUUAGCAGUUUUUAAUGCUAUGGCAGUAUCAUAGAAGCAGCGCUUAAUGGAAUUAUUAUAACUGCAGAUCAGCUAGUGAAUAAUCUGCUAAAGGUAAAGACUUAAAAUAGACAGUAGUUGUUCCCCAAGUAUUCCAUGACAUUGUGUGCAAGGCAAGAUAUUUGUGGGGGGAGGGGGUCACUAAUUAAUGACUAAGUGUAGGUGUCAUGCAAGCUUAAAAAUUCUGGGUUCUCCAACAGUGGGGUGGGGGAUGUUGAACCGAAUCUGGUCUCACUGUGGAACCAUGAAGUGUCUGUCAAUUGUUAGUGUGUUUAGCUCCACAAAUCAGCUAUUUUAGCCUGUGACUUGCAAUUCCCUAAUUCUUUGUGCCUAAUAAGCCAACUUCAGUGUGUAAGAGGCUUGACAAAAAAAAAUAAAAAAUAUAUAUAUAUUUUCCGCCCUUCAAACACUAGCACUACACUAUUGCGAUACUUUCUUAAUGCAGGGUUAUUUUAAUGCUUUUCCAAUGUAUGCUUAGAUAAAAUGAAUUUCCUUGUAACAGGCAUUGCUCUAGACAGCUUAUUUGGGGUCCUGCCUGCUGAAGGGAAAUCCGGUCGCUCUGCGCAUGCUCCUUCCUUUCCUGCUCAGGCCGCCUAACGAACCGCCGCGGUGAGUGUACGGUGAUCCCCAAAUCCCUAUUAUAUCCCGGCCAUCCGAGCAGCCCCAGCCCUUAAAGUCCAUAUAUCGCUGUGACAGACCCAGCUCUAGCUAAUAAGGUGGAUAUUGCUAGGAGUGCCUUUUAUUUGUGUGAAUUAUUGACUAAGAUUCGGAGAGAUAGGCCGCGGUCUCUGCCGGCUGGCAGUGGAGCUGUAUGGCUGGCAGGUUAGCCGACCCUAUAGUAAGAGUAAUAAAAAGGUUUUACGCGUGUUCUGGAACCGGUGCGUUCUAUAGGUAACCGCAUACUGCCAGCUCUUAUAAAGUGUUACCUGUACUGUCCGGCCAUGGUGACCCUGCCUCACCCAUUCAUCGAUAUAAAGAAAAUACUUGUUUUCAGACCUGUAAGUUGCUCCCGGAAGAUUCAGCUUCCAGGCGACAGCAUGGGUUUAGCUAGCUGUGCACUCACUGUGUCUUGCAGGCUGUGUUCUGUUCAUGGUGGUAGUGGAAUGUAUUGUUAUGUGAAUGUCUAAACGUGGGCAUGCUGCUUUUGGUUACUGUAUUUUAAUCCGGAAUAAACUGGCUGGUAAACAUCAAGUUGUAGAAGGUUCGUUUUGUUGCAGUUGAUUGUAAACCACUGCAACUUGAGAUGUAUUUUUCCCAAUUUGAUGUUUGGGUAGCACUUUUAGCAAAGGUUUAGCAGUUUCUACAGAACCACACCUAAGUAUUCAGGAACAAAAUUUGCAGGGAUGAUGGAAGGUUUUUAGUGCCAUAUUCUGAUUCUUAAGAUAUGAAUCAGAAUCCAGCUACAAUUGCCAUGAACCAGGUAAAUGCACAGGAGUGGACAGUUAAAAGGCAUUCAUCUGUGUUGUACGAAUUGCAGUUUUCCAGGAGCAAUAGACAAAUCAUGUUUUUACGUAAGUCUGUAUAUUCAUAUGGACUGAGUUUAACUUGAUUCACCAUAGCGUGCAUGCGCACCUUCCCUGAAAUAAAGGUUAACUGGGAAAACAUUUUUACUUGGUUCUCUGUGGAAGCACCUUUAGUGGCUGUCAAGAAGGCCAUUAUAUGAGUAUUUAACCCUGCAAUGUAAGUGUUUCCAUGUCUGCUAAAUGGAAUUUUUUUUUUGUAUUGAAGGGUUAAAACUAAAGGACUACAGCACUCAGACCUCUUUUGAAAUUGAAAGGAAGUAGUAUUUUUGGUGGUAUCUAUCAAUUCUACAUUUUAGCACUGUGCCACUUGGAAUGAUGAAUGGUUUAAAAAAAAAAAUGCUAGUGUGUAAAAGGAAAUCCGUUUGUGCUAGAUCGAUUCUAUGAUGCAUACAGUGUAUUACAAAAAACACAAUAUGUCAUGCAAAGUGACUUCUCUUCAACUUAUCUUAAGUUUAGCACUUUGUAAUUCUGAGUUUAACACUUCCCUUUCCUUGUUGCAGAUGUUGAUGCCCAAAAAGGAUCGUAUUGCCAUCUAUGAGCUCCUGUUUAAGGAAGGAGUAAUGGUGGCCAAGAAGGAUGUUCAUAUGCCAAAGCAUCCUGAGCUGGCUGACAAGAAUGUACCCAAUCUUCACGUUAUGAAAGCUAUGCAGGUAACAGCUGCCUUCCUAGCACAUUGUUUCCCUGUUUUUUGAGACACUUUAUGUUCACAAACUUAUUUCAUUUUACACUGAUUGUUUUUCAAAACUAAAUGUUAUGUGACAUAUGAAAAAAGUCAGCAUAUACUUUAAGCACACCAUGCUAAGUUAAUUACCUAAAAUAACUAAUCAUCCAAGUCAUCUUAGUUAUUACCAUUAUAGUGUAAUGUUGUAGUUAUGGUGCCCUUGCUCCAUCCCAGAGCAAAGAGUCAAAGUAUUUGCAUGCAAUGGUCUCCUCUUUCAGGAGAGCCAAAUAUGAUCUGCCCUGUGUAACAAACUGUGUUGCACAAGGCACUAUAUUCCCUCUCUGCCUACCCCACGUUCCCACCAUCCCUUCAAUCCCUUGUCCCAGCCCACUUGCUUGCCUACCCAAAGAGCGCGCUCUCUCUGGUGCUACCUAAGUGGAGAUAUCCACCAGAGAGAGAUGCAAGCUCUAGCCUCUGGAGCCGUGAGGCGACUUUACUGCAGCAGUGUCUGGUUCGCGCCCUUUCUCCCGGUGGCUGACACAAGUUAAAGGGUUCCGCUCACUGAUCGCCGCGUGGUUUUGGCGACCAAUAGGAGACGGAGCCAGGAUGCAAACUGGAUUCACGCCCUUUCUCCUGAUAAGCAGGCGCGAGUUACAGGGAUUAGCUUGGAACCCCUCCUCUCCUAAGUGCUGAUUGGUCGUGUUGUGGUUUAGUAAAGUUCCUGAAGUAAACCUUGGGGGAUUUCUGUGAAAUUCGUGUACAUUUAUGUAACUUCAUUUAUAGAACACUGUAUACACAACUGAUCUUUUCUACUUUUAUAUGCUAGCUGUGCUUCCAAUGCAACCUCCCAGUAUAAUCGUUUUUGAGUGCUUUGCCUUCUUACCUGGUGUCUAGGCUCAUUGCCUCCACUACUGUUCUGUAAGAGCCAGAAUCUCCUGCUUAUGAGCUUCUGAUAUGUCCUACGCUGCAGGACUUGGCUCAGACUGCAGUGCCUGCACAUCUCACUCACCAAGCUGUAGUGGAGGCAGAGAACGAUACCCGACAUACCACAUUUACGAAGUCAAACUGUUUAGGUCGCCAUGGCAGUCCUGGCACCAUAAGCACUACAGUGCUUUGGAGUGCUCCUUUUAAGUGCUUGAAGUGAAGAGGUUCCAAAGAUUAUGAAUUUUAUAGUGCCAUAAUUGUUUGUCAUUUAAGAACAGACUUGUUAAGUUGAAAAAUGUUCUAAAGUGCAUCUUUGGACAGUAAGGUUUUUGCCAGGUUAGGAGUAGUUUGAGAUUGAGUGAGUUAUGAUGAAGCAGGGUGGACAAAAAUCAAUGCUAAAAAAAAAAGUGUUUUGUAUAUUUAAAUUGUUGAUAGUUUGGUAUUUAAGAUACUAUAGACCAAAGAUUAGUGAGCUUGAAAUAUGGAUUAGUUAUGUAGUAUGAGGCUGUAUAUUCAUGCAAUAUUUUUAAAUUUGUGGUAAAUUAAAUUCAUCCAAAUUAAAGCGGCACUGUCAUACAGUAGGGACUACUUUGUAUGGUCGGAACUACCGCCAUCUUGUAGUGUCAGCUGCAGGGAAUUGGCUCUAAUACUCCAUAGACCUCAAUGCUGUACUUUUUGCUCAUGCACAAGAGUACAGCAGUGAUGUCUGGUCCUUGCACUGAAGGAGCUGGGGCAGAAGAUGACCCACCUGAAGAAGAUGGCAGUGUCCGCAUGGGAUGGGUAAGUUAAACUCACUUUUGCCUGUCCCCGGCAAAAUAUUUAAUGUGUAUAGGUUCUUGUUGUGAGAGGAGUAUGAGGUAAGUGUCUAUGUAGUGUGUAGCCUCUGGGAUGUAGCUAUUUGUGUGCUCAUAUGGGCUAUAGUGUGUGCAAAUGUUCAGAAGAUCUAGAGCUACCCAGACUAAACUUAUUUUUUUUUUCUUUUUUAUAAACCGCACAUUUUUAGGCAUUGUGACUAGCUCACGUCUUUGUGAGACAUUUGUAACUAUAAUUGUGUUGAGAAACUGAUCUGAAUGUUUGCAAAAUAAUUACAAAUCUUUAUUUUUUUUAAUUUCUCCUAUUUCAACAGUCUUUGAAGUCUCGUGGCUAUGUAAAGGAGCAGUUUGCUUGGCGUCACUUCUACUGGUAUCUGACCAAUGAAGGUAUCCAAUAUUUGCGUGAUUUCUUGCAUCUGCCCCCAGAGAUUGUUCCUGCAACAUUGAGGAGAAGUCGUCCUGAAACUGGCCGACCCAGGCCUAAAGGUAAAUAUACCAUACACAGUGCCCUGGUUAGAAUACAUGUGUGACGCUCAUAAUAAAAGCUGGCACUACCACUGACUAAACAUAGCUCAUACUACCAGUGAAACAUUUCCCUUCAGUUUUUUUGUUCAAUUCUUUUUAUUUUUUAUUGGCAAGUGAUAUUACAUAUACAGUCAUUAGUUAAGAUACAUAUUGCCUGUUUCAAUUAACAAUUGAACAUUUACAAUCCCAUCUUCCAUAUUGUAUGUAAUGUAUAGUACAUAGUGUUCUCCAUACCCUUCCCUUGAGAGUUUUAUGUCCAUUCUGAUCAUACAUAGACUGUGCUAGUAUAAGGAGGCACGCUACACAUGUAUUUUUUUUUUUAUUUAAACAAAUUUUUAUAGGUUUAAAAACAAAAACCUGCCAAGAUUGAAAGGCUUUUAAUAUUGACAUGGUGUCGAAGCCUAAAGAACGAUCAUGUGACACAGUAAGGAGCUAUAGAAGCCCAAUGAAAUAAAACAUAGCAUAUGUAAGAUAAGAUCAUUGAUAUAUUGCAUACGCUACCUAAACACAUAAUUAAAAAAACAUAUUUGGGCAUAAAGUAAAAGAAAGAAAUGGCUAGUGGAACAUAAAAGACACAACUUACAUCUGAAAAGGGGGGGGGGGUUAACCCCGGUUAACCCCUUAGUGACCAGACUGUUUUUCAAUUUUCUUACUGUUUGUGUUAAGCUGUAAAUUUUCUUUUUACUCGUUUACUGUACCCACACAUAUACAGUUUUUCUCACCAUUAAAUGGUCUUUCUAGAUACCAUUAUUUUCAUUAUAUAAUUUACUAUAAAAAAUUAUAAAAUAUGAUGGAAAAAAUAAUAAACGUUUUCUUACUUUGACCCACAAGAUCUGUUGCGCAUCUACAACCGCCCCAAAAAACACCUGUCCCAACUAGUGUCUAAAUUUUGUACUGCGUCUAGAAAUACCCAAUGUUAACAUGUUCUUAGGUUUUUUGUUUUUUUUUAAACGAAAGUUACAUUGCAACACUGAUAUCUGUCAGGAAUCCCUGAAUAACCCUUCACAUGUAUAUUAAUUUUUUAAAAGAAGAUAACCUAAGGUAUUAAACGUGGGGUAUUUUGACUCUUCUCAUGCAACCAUUUUACCACCAAUCUAUGCCAAAUAUAAAAUAAAAUUUUCCAACUUUGAAUUUUCACAGCUGGUCAUCAUGCACCGAUGUCCUAUUUAGGACAUUUUUGAAGCCGGCCAAUGUAAUUUACUGCCAUAAAACCAUAUAUUUUUGAAAAGUAGACACCCUAGGGCAGGGGUAGGCAACCUUUUAGCAGCACUGUGCCGGUAUAGGAUUCUUAUGUCCCGUAGCGUGCCGGUCCUUUUAUUUUUAUUUUUAAAUUGAGGUGUGUAUGCUGCCGUAUUCUGCUUGUGUUAUUUAUACUGUUAUUGCUUUGUAUCGUUGUAUUUGUGAGUAUUAUAUUGUAUAUGUUCAUGAGUAGAUUGUGGUAUCGUGUAUGAUACAUAUGAAUGUGGGCUGUGUAUGGGGGCAGCUUGUGGAAUUGUGUGUGUGUGUGGAUGGAUAUGUCACAUUGUGUGUUUAGUAGGGUGUGUGUGUGGGGGCUGUUUGGGGUAUUGCAUGUGAGAGGCUGCAUGUGGGGUUGUGUGCAUGUAUGUGGAUUGUUAGUGGUGUUGCGUUUGUGCGGAUUGUGUGUAUGUUUGCGUGUAGGCUGUCCGUAUUAUUUGUAUGAGGGGGAGGGUCUUUCUGCAUUUCUGUGUAUAUCUGGCAGUGUAGGUGGCUUCCCUGGGUUCCAGUGGGGACCAUGUUGGCCGGGUACAGGUCAAGGACAGGAGCUGCAACUGCGAGCUGCACUACUACUGUGUGGAUUCCCAUUCACAAGUGCUGGAAUGAAGUGCUCUGAGAUCACUUCCUCUACGUGCUGCAAUGCAUAAAUUGAGGAUUGUCCUUCACCAUCUUUUUGUAUUAGCAGAUACAUGAAGUUUUACUGGGACUCCUGAUAGGCCAGAGCCUGUUUGGCUCUAGCAGCCUUGAGUGCCGUGCAAAGGCACCGCGAGUGCCGUGCGUGGCACUAGUGCCGUAGGUUGCCUUCCCCUACCCUAGGGUAUUUCAAAUGGUGGUAUUUUAACACUUUCCAUGCACUAAUUCUACCACCAGUCUUUGUCAAACUUUGGGGUAGUCGUUUUUUAUUUUUUAUUUUCUCACAUUGUACUUUAGGCAUGGAUUCUCAGUUCCUGUUAUGUGUUACUGCCAAAGAACACUCCAAUAUGUGUUCAGCAACAUCUCCUGAGUACAACAGUUCCCCUAAUGUACAAGCAUAGCUAUUACUGCGCGAAUUAAGUGACAGGAUAACAGGGUGAAAAAAAGAUUCACUUAACAGUGAACUAUGUAUACUACCAUAGAAAGACUAUAGUAAUAGCUAUUCUUGGCUACUUUGAGCCAUUAUAGAAUGUACAGGGAUUUCAAAGCCCAAGACAUGAGAGAGAUAUAUAGAUAUAUAGAUAUAUAGAUAUAUAGAUAUAUAGAUAUAUAGAUAUAUAGAUAUAUAGAUAUAUAGAUAUAUAGAUAUAUAGAUAUAUAGAUAUAGAUAUAGAUAUAGAUAUAGAUAUAUAUAUAUAUAUAUAUAUAUAUAUAUAUAUAUAUAUAUAUAUAUAUAUAUAUAUAUAUAUAUAUAUAUAUAUAUAUAUAUAUAUAUAUACUACUCCCAUUCCCCAGCUUCUUCAAUUUGUGUCUAAUUGUAACAUCCAAUAUUGAAUAAAGUUUCUACUUCUUUUGAUCCAUUUUGAAUCAAGUUUAGCUGAAGGAAUUGUACUUAUGUCCUCCCAAGUUUUGGAAUUCUUUUAGUUAGCUGAAUAUAUUUUAUUCCUUUUUUUUUUUUUUUUUUAAAUACCAGCUCAGGAAUCCCCCACUUCCAGGGGGUAUUCUAUUUAUUUUUCUAUUUAAUCAUUUCAAGGGAUCAGGCCCAUGGUGGAUCUGGUACCACCAUAUUGACCACUUUUUCCUAAACCCAAGAAGUUUGAAUUUGGUGACAUUGUUCUUUUUGAAUUAUGGGUAACUAAAUUCCAUAGACAAUGCUUCUUGCAUAGAUUACAGUAUAAUCUCUCUUCCUGUCUUCUUCACUCAUUUGGAUAUUUCAGUGGGAAAGCAGAGUAUAUCACAAAACUUUGACGAGCAGUGAUAUAUGGAGUAAAUAAUACAGCACUGGUAGCAGUCUGAUUUGUGUAAAGAUUUAGAAGACUUCUGCUUGAGCUAGUUUCACUUAAUCGCUUUUCUUGCUUUUUCGUUAUGUUUGUGUAUGGAUCUAUAAAUGGCAUACAUUUUCCAUUAAACUUUUUUGAGUGAGGCUUUGGCUUAUAACCAGUGUUCUGUUUGCAAAUCACUGGAGUUACAAAAUGCUGUGCAGAGUAGCAUAAUGGUGGUAGUUUUUUUUGUUUUUUAAAAUCUUUUUCCUCAAUCCACAUUAUGGUUCCGAUAUUUGUUCAUAAAGCGUAUAUUUUCGUAAGGCAUGCAUUGAACAGCUCAUUUAGAGAAUAGAUUAUAGAUUUAGAGAAUAGAUUAUACAUCACAAGAGUGCUCUAAGCUGCCUUGCGCGUGGGUAUUUCUGUGAAUUGAGGUGUUUUUUUGUUUUGGUGUGUAAGCCUGUCGGUGUGUCGCAUGUGUGGAGUGGCCACAGGGCUGUGGGUCGUAGGAGUGGUACAGGUGGUAGGCAUUCCCGUGGCCAGGUAUAUGCCCCUUCCCUCAGAGAGCGUUUGUGCGAUCUGUGCAUCUUUUAGGGUUAGGGAAGGGAUUGUGGGGGAGAGUGCCUGUAGUGAUGUCCGUAGGUGUCUGGACGGUCUUGUAAGUGAAGGUAUGCCGUGCGUGUCUGCGCGUGGUGAGGUAGGGCCUACUGUGUAGUUCCUGGACUGAACGGCAGUGUACUGGUAUUGCUCCACUCUGUGCCCCCUCUAGUCAGAGACGCCUGCAGAAGACUGAGUGGGUGGAAGUGUGGCAGUGUUGAAAAAUGUAUUAUAAUAAGUGUGAGUCCAUCUUAUUGCCCUGAUGUCAGCAGGUUUGGUGGGGAAAAACAACUGUUGUGAGCUCCGGAAUAGAUCCCCAAUGUCCUGUCCCGGCAGGCUCUUGUCAGGCUUGGGUUUUUAUUUUUGCAGCCCAUCCUUGGUCUAGUGUUCAGGGAGUUGGGUUUUGUGAAUGUUGAACUUACAUUACCCAUAAAUCCCUGCUGGUUAGGACUUUAUGGUAAAUGCUUGGAAUGGCUGAAAAAACAAAUAGAAAAGGGGUGGUAUAUUUCAUUAAUUGUUACAUUUUGUGUUUUGAAAGAUGUUUAUUUUAAGAUUUAUUGAACCACAAGAUUUUAUUUUUUUAUUUUUUUCCUCAAAGAGCAGUUGAUUACUUCUGCGGAUUGUAUCUUUGCAUCUUGUCUUUAACUGUUAAGUAAAUGUUAAAAUCUGUUUUGAUAUCAAUAGAGCUACAAAACAAGAAUUUUAGAGUUGUUUAUAGCAAGCAAUAUAAUUUCAAUCCUUCCUGUCAUCUUUGCAGGUCUAGAAGGCGAGAGACCUGCCAGAUUGUCCCGUGGUGAGACUGACAGAGAUACAUACAGACGUAGUGCUGCUCCACGUAAGUGUCUGCAUGAAUACCAUUAAGAUGAAGUGAUGGUGACCACACUGAUCUGUGAGCUAACGAAAAUAUUUGUUUCCAUAGCUGGGGCAGAUAAGAAGGCAGAGGCUGGUGCUGGAGCAGCAACAGAAUUUCAGUUUGUAAGUACAGUGCAAUGACUUGUAACAUACAAUUACUUAUUACUUUCUAACAAACACACAUUGUAAAUGGAGAAGAGAUAGCUGAAAGUAUUCACAAUAUAGAGAUCCAUUUUUGUGAAUGUCUGGUUUCUAAAAAUUUAUUAUUUUUUUUUUUAACACACAGAGAGGAGGAUUUGGACGUGGUCGUGGACAGCAGCCCCCACAGUGAAACUGAUUACUUUCUUUUGUGAAUAAUAAACCUUUGUGAACAACACAAUAUGUAUUCAUUUAUUGUUUUUACAUAAGGAGACAGGUUGGAAGUGCCUACUAACCAUUAACCCUUUCACGAUGUUAGGGUGUGCUAUGCCGUCCUACAAAAGGAGAGCUUUAGCGCCACUAGAGCUGCAUAGCAUGUCCUAACGAUUGGGCCCUUCCUCGGCUUUGCAUACACUCCCUCCUCACCGGAUUCGAUCGCGGGACUGUGACAAAUGUGGCAACCCCCUGCAGCUAGUCAGUUGUGAUCACAUGACUGAUCAGCCGAAUUGCAAGAUUGACUGCAGGCGACUUUCUAGUUUGUUAGGUAGAUCCUCCCUCCAACAUAUAACUAAUAAAACCACAACUGUAAACAUGAUAAAUAUAAACCUAGAAUUAAAUGUGUAUAUAAACUAAUUCUACAUGUGUAUUUAUGUAAUUUUCAAUAAUCAUGUGAUUGUAAUAAUUCCAUAUUGGGGGACAUAUCUGACAAUCCAGACAAAGUCCAGAGAAUUUAAUUUACAGAGCCUAUAUUUUACCCUGUAACUUUACAAAAAAAAAAACUAAAACCUAUGCCUGUUUGGUACUGUUGUGCUUGUGAGACAUCGCUGAACACGAAUGAGUGGUUUGGAGCAGUAAAACUUAACCCCUUAAGGACGGAGCCAAAUGUACACGUUGUGAACAAAACAAAAUGUAAACAAAACCUGGCAUUUGCGCUACAUGUCUGUCCAACCGUAAUACACCUCUUUCAUAGUAAAUGCACCCACCCUUAUUAUAUAUCAUUUUAUUCAGGGGAAACAGGGCUUUCAUUUAAUAGCAAAUAUUUAGCUAUGAAACAUAAUUUAAUAUGAAAAAAUGGGAGAAAAUAAGAUAUUUUUUUUUUUUGUUCUACAUGACAUUUUAACGGUCAGUGUCAUAAUACUGUUUGCUUUUACUGCAAUAAAAUACACAUAUUUGUAUUCAGUAAAGUCUCAC
This is a messenger RNA of Pelobates cultripes (western spadefoot toad), 10880 nucleotides long. NCBI's taxonomy places the organism in Eukaryota, Metazoa, Chordata, Amphibia, Anura, Pelobatidae. The record is from the annotation of a GenBank genome assembly.